CAACUAUAUGUCGUGUUGUCAAUAAAGCUUUGGAACACACGCGUGGUGCUUAGUAGUUGUAGAGGAAGACGAGUGGUGGCCACAAAUAGCAUCGAAAACUCGACAUUUUCCGCGUUAUUUUUAUAUUUUGAGCCUUAAUAUUACACAUAGCUAAGAAAAUGGCCGAAAGCGACUGGGACACCGUGACUGUUUUGAGGAAGAAGGGGCCGACCGGUGCUCAGGCUAAGUCCAAGCAGGCGAUCGCCACUGCUCAGAGACGCGGCGAGGACGUGGAGACCACCAAGAAAUGGGCUGCAGGGCAGAACAAACAACACCUGGUCAGCAAGAAUACGGCCAAACUGGACCGUGAGACCGAGGAGCUGCAUCACGAUAGGGUCCCCUUGGAGGUGGGCAAGGUGAUCCAGAAAGGCCGCCAGGAGAAAGGAUUGACCCAGAAGGACCUCGCCACUAAAAUCAACGAGAAGCCACAAGUGAUUGCCGACUAUGAAAGUGGGAAAGCCAUCCCCAGCAACCAGGUCAUGGGGAAGAUUGAGAGAGCCAUUGGUAUGAAGCUGCGCGGGAAGGAAAUUGGUCAACCACUGGAGCCCAAAUCCAAGACGAAAUGAAGAUAAAGCCUCGAAAUCAGCCCUUCCCUAGCCCAACCCCCUUCCCUUCCCCGGGCUGAUGAGUCCAGCAUUCCUGCCAAAGGAACUGACUGGACACCCCGCAUCACAGGCUACACACAGACACAAUAAAACAAAACAAGAUGUUAUACAAUGCAUGAGAGCUUUGGCUUUUUGGUUCUUUUGCUUCCACCCACCCUGGUGUGAUGAUAAUGAUACUUGCUGAGGUAAAACAGUUGCCAGCAUGCUGAUGGCCAAACAUGCUUGAGUCUUGGCAUUAGUUUCGCACACUUAGCGACAGUUGACAUUUAUGUCAUUAACAGUGCAAAGCCUUUCUAAUGUUCUGCUUAGUUUUCAUUGCAAAUAAACUGACAUUUCACACUUCAA
Syngnathus typhle (broad-nosed pipefish) is the source of this 989-nucleotide messenger RNA. It is a transcript of the gene edf1, whose product is annotated as endothelial differentiation-related factor 1. NCBI's taxonomy places the organism in Eukaryota, Metazoa, Chordata, Actinopteri, Syngnathiformes, Syngnathidae. Gene Ontology annotation, molecular function: DNA binding. Gene Ontology annotation, cellular component: nucleus. Bases 159 to 605 code for a protein of 148 amino acids. The record is from RefSeq and is a predicted model, not a curated record. The transcript is spliced from 5 exons.